This is a messenger RNA of Micromonas pusilla CCMP1545, 1074 nucleotides long. RefSeq lists its product as uncharacterized. Bases 1 to 1074 code for a protein of 357 amino acids. NCBI's taxonomy places the organism in Eukaryota, Viridiplantae, Chlorophyta, Mamiellophyceae, Mamiellales, Mamiellaceae. The transcript has a single exon. Gene Ontology annotation, molecular function: protein binding. The record is from RefSeq and is a predicted model, not a curated record.
AUGAACAGCGGGGACGUCGACGAGAUCCCGGGGGACGGAUCGACUUCCCCCGAUCUCGCCGCGGGCUCGCGCUUGGAACGAUUCGCCGCGGACGCGCGCGAUGUCUUCGACGCGCACGUGCUCUCGCGGCUCGAAGACGGCGACCGCGCGAUGCUCGCGCUGGUGAGCCGGAGUAUGCGCGACGUCGUGUUCGAUUCGCCCGACGGCGACGUGAGGGACGUCGCGGCGGUGAGGAGAGAGCUCGGGAGGAUGCCGAACUUCGUCGGGUCGGUCAGCAGGUUGACGUGGGCGAAGGAACAGCGAGGGUGUCCGUGGAUCGCGGCGACGUUCAUGUGCAUCGCGAGGGGUGGGAACGUGGAGGUCGCGAGGUGGGCGAAGGAGCGAGGAUGCCCGUGGAACGAGGAGACUUGCUUCUUAGCCGCGUUUGGCGGCCACCUGAAGAUGCUGCAGUGGUUGCGAGCGAACGGCGCUCCGUGGGGCGAGACUUGCGCCGGAGCCGCGGGAGGCGGCCACCUGGAGGUGCUGAAGUGGUCGCGCGCGAGCGACCCUCCCUGUCCGUGGGAAGAGUGGACUUGCCGCGCAGCCGCGGAAAGCGGCCACCUAGAGGUGCUGAAGUGGUUGCGCGCGAGCGACCCUCCCUGUCCGUGGGACGAGUCGACUUGCACCUGGGCCGCGGGAGGCGGCCACCUGGAGAUGCUGAAGUGGGCGCGCGCGAAUGGCGCUCCGUGGGACGAGGGGACUUGCCACACAGCCGCGGAAUUCGGUCAACUAGAGGUGCUGAAGUGGGCGCGCGCGAGCGACCCUCCCUGUCCGUGGAGCGAGCCGACUUGCACCGAAGCCGCGUUUUGGGGCUACCUGGAGGUGCUGAAGUGGUUGCGCGCGAGCGACCCUCCCUGUCCGUGGAACGAGAGCAUUUGCGCCUAUGCCGCGGAAGGCGGUUACCUGGAGAUGCUGCAGUGGGCGCGCGCGAACGGCGCUCCGUGGGAUCCGGAGCGAUGCAAAGCUCGGGCGCGGAGCUGCAAGCACGAGGGUGUGCUGCAGUGGAUAGCUGGGGAGGUAGGAGAGGGGGCGUAG